UCAAGGGGGAAAUGUUUGGCAAGUCUCCUACCCACGUGGAAAAAACUGAAGUGGGUUUUACCGCUCGAGGGAGGGAAUCGAUCAACUGCAUGCCGGCAGUUGAUCGUGGACGCGCACUUGGUAGAUCGUAGGUCUGCUCUGAUCCUUGGCAUUUGUAGUGGUUCCCCAGCUUCACACGCGUUCAUCCUUCCGGAACUGCUGCUUGGACUGGCAGCGAAUCCAUCUCCACCGUCUCUGCCUGAACGCCGCGCCAGGAGUGUGAAACAAUGACAUCCCUUGCGCAUCAGCUGAAGCGCCUUGCACUUCCUCAGAAUGAUCCCAGCCUCUUAUCUAGAAGUGAAGCGGCUUCAUUGCUCUUUGAUUGUAAAGAAGCUGCCAAUAUUGACAGAGAGACUUUUUUUGCAAUAGGGUGCACUGGCCUGGAAGAGCUGAUUGGGAUUGAUCCGUCCUUUGAGAUAUUUGAGACAACCCUUUUCAGUCAAAUAUCUAAAGGUUUGGAACGCAGUGUCCAAACUAAAGCAGUAAACCAGCAGCUAGAUCAAAAUAUUUCAUUGUUCCUGAUUCACUUGUCUCCAUAUUUCAUGCUUAAGCCAGCACAGAAGUGCCUUGAGUGGCUGAUUCACAGGUUUCAUAUUCAUUUGUAUAAUCAAGACAGUUUGAUUGGCUGUGUAUUGCCCUACCAUGAGACAAAGUUGUUUGUGCGAGUUAUUCAACUUUUAAAAAUUAGCGACUCAACUCAUAAAUGGCAUUGGUUGCAUCCAAUUCAGAAACCAGGAGUCCCUCUUGCACGAGGAACUUUGAUUACACACUGCCACAAAGAUUUGGGUUUCAUGGAUUUCCUAUGCAACCUAGUGACUAAAUCUGUAAAGGUUGGUGAACUGUUCCAGUGCACUGCCAGUGUGAUAGUCAGUCUCUGUCUCUGUGUGUCUCUCUGUGUGUCUGUGUCUGUCUGUUUGU
Crotalus tigris (Tiger rattlesnake) is the source of this 957-nucleotide messenger RNA. Its product is annotated as HEAT repeat-containing protein 1-like. Gene Ontology annotation, cellular component: 90S preribosome; small-subunit processome; t-UTP complex. NCBI's taxonomy places the organism in Eukaryota, Metazoa, Chordata, Lepidosauria, Squamata, Viperidae. Gene Ontology annotation, biological process: positive regulation of transcription by RNA polymerase I; maturation of SSU-rRNA from tricistronic rRNA transcript (SSU-rRNA, 5.8S rRNA, LSU-rRNA). Gene Ontology annotation, molecular function: snoRNA binding. The record is from RefSeq and is a predicted model, not a curated record. The annotation marks the transcript as partial. The transcript has 5 exons.